Messenger RNA from Staurois parvus, 357 nucleotides. The record is from the annotation of a GenBank genome assembly. NCBI's taxonomy places the organism in Eukaryota, Metazoa, Chordata, Amphibia, Anura, Ranidae.
AUGGCCAGUCAGUCCCAGGGCAUCCAGCAGCUACUGCAAGCAGAGAAGAGAGCAAAGGACAAACUGGAAGAAGCCAAAAAGAGGAAAAAUAAACGCUUACGGCAAGCAAAAGAGGAGGCUACAGCAGAUAUUGAUCAGUAUAAGCUAAAGAGAGAGACUGACUUUCGACGUAUCCAGACCUCUAUAAUGGGCUCACAAGGUAACUUGGCAGUGAAGAUAGAGGAACAGACCACUGAAAAGAUGCAGGCAUACAAUUCAAACUACCAGAAAUUCAAGGAGAAAGUAGUAAAGGAACUUCUGGAACUGGCCUAUGAUGUUAGACCAGAACUCCAUAAAAAUUUCAAGAACAAGCAGUAA